Messenger RNA from Exaiptasia diaphana, 1704 nucleotides. RefSeq lists its product as uncharacterized. The coding region runs from base 143 to 883 and encodes 246 amino acids. The transcript has 2 exons. Lineage: Eukaryota; Metazoa; Cnidaria; Anthozoa; Actiniaria; Aiptasiidae. The record is from RefSeq and is a predicted model, not a curated record.
UAAUAUAAAGUGCGAUAAAUGAAACAUCAGUGCCUAGAGCAAUUAGUAGUCAGAGGACACAAACGUGGUGCUGARUUAUAACGAAAGAUAAYCCAGGUUUUAUGGCCAAAUUGACCUGACUUUGUCAUCAAUUGAAGACGUGAUGGGCGCCAUUCUUUCUCAAAAUUCUACUCCGAAACUGAAAGGUGAAGGUUCCUCUCUCAUAGAAAUCCAAGAGCUACCUGACGAUGAACUUUCUAGAGAAGCAGAGGAUGUACUGAAAAUGAACGAAGUCCUUCGCUGUCCAACCGAUCCUGCAGCAAGACAAUUCGUCAAAACAUUUCAGCAACUUCAAAAACAGAAAGAACAAUUCCACAUUCAGCUUCACAAUGAAGUGAUUCAAUGGCGGCUCAUGUACCAACGAGGAAUAUCCAAUAAAUUUGAACGAAACAAAAAAGUUAACAUGCUGAUACAGGAGUUUGUUAAACUGCAUGAGCAACUUGAUGAAUUUCUUGAGCAAGAGCGAAGAAACUUGGAGCGAAUUCUCCCAAAACCACGAUAUUUUAUGCCCGCAGGAACUGACGCGGCGAAGAAAAAGUGURCCACUGAGCAUGGCGAAUGCAGCAAAAACCGGAAUACUAAAAAUAAMGAUGAGAGCCUGGAAUUGACACCUGAGGCCAUGCAGAGACUUGUUUGCUUUCAAAAAUGUAAUGAUCAACAUAUUCUCSUCCUGACGCAGGUUCUAUCAGAUAUAGAGGACUGCAAAAAAUUUGCAAAAGCACAGUCUAAACCUUCGGCCCCGACUGUACUUACAAAGCAAACGAGCUUGACGGAGUCCGCAGAGCUUUCUACAAAUUCUAGACCCGUUGCAAUUACAGUGUCUACAGAUUCGGAAGAGAAUUAAUAAGACUGUURACUGGAGGUUGAACCUUUGAGCGAAGUGAUAUAUAGAGAGUUUAGUUAGUCUCAUGACCAGUUCUUAUCAACCAAGAACUUAAACUGAACAAAAUAAAAGAGAAGGAAAUACAAAGCGGAAAAAAACGCGUAGCAAUUGCAUCACUGACUUAUGGAUGCAUGUGUUUAGAAUCAUAAGAGAGAAUCAAUGUAUCAUAAAUCUCAACGCGCGCAUACGUUGUCGCGGAUUUAUGUAGCCCGCAUUACAUCGUAUCAAGAGAGAAUACAGAGAACUAGAGGAUUCCGGAUUCCAAGCGCUGGAUUCCGGAUUCCGAAACAUUGGAUUCCGGAUUUCAAGCCUUGGGAUUCCGGAUUCCAAAGAAUUUUUGUUUUGGAUUCUGUAUAAUAAAUGGCCUGAUUUUCAGGGUUUUUUUCCUGAAAAUUUUAUAUUCAGCGUGUCAGUAGCCUGCGCAGGGGAGUCAGCGGGACGAUGUCCUAGGUGUUUUUUAGAUAUCAAAUUUUUUGCUGGAUUCCAUGGAUUCCAAAUAUUUGGAUUCCGGAUUCCAGGAUAGGGAUUCCGGAUUCCAAAGCUGUUUUUUUAGUGGAUUCCGGAUUCCRGAUUCUCUUACACGGGGCGAAAGAUUUCCGGACAAUAACCAGAUCAAAAUAUCGAUGGAAUAAUUAGCUGUACCUAGCAGUACGGUGACUCAGUCAUUAUUYAGCUGUCAGUAACAGUGCUACUAGAAUAUACAUCAUUGUAUAAAUAUAUCCCAAGAGCUGUACAGUCGUUUUCUCGAACUGCAAAUAUAAUAAAUAUCUAUGGAUUGGACA